This is a messenger RNA of Plenodomus lingam JN3, 1530 nucleotides long. Lineage: Eukaryota; Fungi; Ascomycota; Dothideomycetes; Pleosporales; Leptosphaeriaceae. The record is from RefSeq and is a predicted model, not a curated record.
AUGGGCUCCCGACUACACAAUGCCCCCAUUGUCAUCGACAAUGGCAGCGGCACGAUCCGAGCAGGGUUCGCAGGAGAAGACGUGCCCAAAUGCUACUUCCCUUCGUACGUGGGCCGGCCGAAGCAUGUACGGACCAUGGCAGGUGCAUUGGAGGGUGAUCUUUUCAUAGGCCCACAGGCACAGCAAUACAGGGGACUGUUCAAGAUCAACUACCCAUUGGAGCAUGGCAUUGUCACAGACUGGGAUGAUAUGGAGAGGAUAUGGCAAUAUCUAUACACGGAAGGCUUGAAGACUGUCAGCGAAGAUCAUCCAGUCCUUCUCACAGAACCUCCGCUGAAUCCUCGAGACAAUCGUGAUACUGCUGCCCAGAUACUCUUUGAGACGUUCAACGUGCCAGCGCUAUACACUUCCGUCCAGGCCGUUCUCUCCCUAUACGCCUCAGGCAAGACAACUGGACUGGUACUGGACUCGGGCGAUGGUGUGUCGCAUGCAGUCCCAGUCUUCCAAGGCUUUGCGAUCCCCAAUAGCAUACGGAGAAUCGACGUGGCCGGCCGGGAUGUAACAGAGCACUUCCAGCAACUACUACGGAAAAGUGGACGAAUCUUCCACACGAGUGCAGAGAAGGAAACGGUCAAGAACAUCAAGGAAACCACAGGCUACGUAGCGCUCGAUCCGGCAAAAGAGGAAAAGGACUGGUCUGGAUCAUCGAGAUCAGAGGGCAAGAGCGUCGACUACACACUACCGGAUGGGCAGAAACUGAAGGCGAGUCUAGAAGAGAGUCACACAACUGGGACGUGGACAGAGGCUGACAAGAAGCAGAUUGGUGCAGAACGAUUCCGGGCGCCAGAAAUCCUUUUCAACCCUGAGAUCAUCGGGCUCGAGUACCCUGGAGUACACCAAAUCGUCGUCGAAGCGAUACAUCGGACCGACAUGGACCUACGCAAAGCCCUCUACGGUAACAUUGUGCUCUCAGGUGGUUCCACGUUGACCAAAGGGUUUGGAAACCGACUGCUCCACGAGGUGCAGCGGUUGGCGGUGAAGGAUAUGAGGAUCAAGAUCUUAGCACCGCCAGAGCGAAUAUACACCACGUGGACGGGAGGCAGCAUUCUCGCGGGCCUCAGCACGUUCAAAAAGAAAAAGACGAAUGGCAAGAAAACCCAGACAUUAUCCACACCAAAUUCGCCUAAUGCGGCACAAUGCACAAUGCGUUGUUGGGGUUUUUGGUGGCAUGGCAGCCCAUCCGCAACAGACAGCCUCCGACUUUUGUUUCUCCACCCCCGUCCUCGUUGCCGCGUCGAGAAGAGCAUGUUCGAGAAUGGAUGGGCAGGUGGAGGAGGGAGGAGGAGGGAGGUGUACAAUAGGCUUGUUAGUCAUAGUUUCGGCCUCGGUCUCGAGGCGGAGCCGGGGAUCCAACACUCGUGCCAGGAGCAAGGGGAGGGCGAUUGGGAGGGCAAUGGACGGCGGACCGAGAGAGAGUGGGCAGCGGACGUUUUGAUCUUGAUCUACCGUGUCAGCCGAUGGUGCCCCUGA